AUGAUUCCAAACUUGCGACCCCCUGAGCCAGAUUUCUCCUCUCUCUUUCUAUGGAUUGUACUCGAUUGGCAAGUUCUUGCGACGAACCAUACCGUCUCCUUGGAACCAUUCACGACGGAAUUGCUUGGCAGCACCAUCUGGAGUGUUGGUCCAUUCGACAGUGAUACGGUCGUUGUUGGUGUCCUGAAAUGGGAUUCUAGUUUAUUAUGUUCUAGAAGCUUUGGGUAUCCAGUACUCACCUCCUGCCCGAAGGCGAAAGCGUCGCAAGAGACGGCGAGAAGAACAGCCUCCUUUGGGUCGAGGACUCCACAUGGUGGGUCGACUCCGAGUCUCUUCAUGUUGGUGGUCUUGAUACCGUAUCCAAUACGACGAGCAGACGAGUUGAUCACCUUGAUGUGGAAAUUGGAAAAACGAAGAAGAGAAGAAACGUGUAGAAGCACCGAUUCAUCUUAUUUCGUUCAGGUUCUUCUUCUUCUUUUCCUUCUUCUCAAGGGACCAAAACUUCUCAUUUUAUUUUCUCUUUUCUCUGUUUUAACUGCCAACACGUUCAUCAUUGAGCAUCAGAAGACGAAGACGUCGACUAUUUUGAAUGAAGCGGAAAAUCAGAUAACAGAGAUGGAUAUGUGCAAACGUCAUCGACUCUAG
This is a messenger RNA of Caenorhabditis remanei, 645 nucleotides long. RefSeq lists its product as uncharacterized. Bases 1 to 645 code for a protein of 214 amino acids. NCBI's taxonomy places the organism in Eukaryota, Metazoa, Nematoda, Chromadorea, Rhabditida, Rhabditidae. The record is from RefSeq and is a predicted model, not a curated record. The transcript has 3 exons.